AUGGCCGAUAAGUUUGUGACGGCGCAUGUCGGGGCUAAGAAAGAUGAAACAAGAGUAAACGACAUCUUCGCCAUUAAGCAAUACCUAGGAGAUGGACUAAGGGACUUCCUUGACCGAUUCACCAGGGUAAGGAUCACCUUACCAAACAUAUCCGAAAGGAUAGCGGUCACAACCUUUCAAAACGGGCUGAGCAGAGAGGGUUCAAGAGCGACCAGAAAGCUGUUGAGUCGGUUGAUGAAGUACCCUCCAACUACUCGGGACGAAAUCCAUAAUGCCUAUUGUGCCGAAGUCGAGGCUGAUAAUGGCGACCUCAAUAGAACAACUCGACGGCUCAUCUCGGUACAAGCCGAACCCAGGAAAGAACGAAAAGUCUACGCCCUGGAGAAACUCGGAACGAAUGUGAAGUGGCUUCCGAAAAUGAGGUCCGACCCAAGUACCAGAAAAUCCGACACCUUCUACGAAUUCCACCAGGAACGCGACCAUAAAAUAGAAGAAUGCAUCGCCAUAAGGCAAGAGGUAGUGAACAAGUUGCAGCAAGGGCACCUCAAAGAGCUACUGAGCGACAAGGGAAGGAACAUCUUCGCCCGGGGUCGAGAACGUCAAGGUCCGCUGAAGCCGCCCUUACUGUCCCGCACCAUGUAUAUGAUUAUUAGCGUUGAUAAUGAUUCCUCCAUCAACGGUAUCAAGUUCACUGCCACUCACAAGCUCAACAGAUCGAUCACCCAUAAACGGUAUGACAGACUUGAAGAAAGUAUCAUCUUCGAUGAGUCAGAUACCGAUGGUUUGACUUUCCCUCACAAUGAUGCUUUUGUCAUUACUUUACGAAUUUCAGAUACUGAUUUUAAAUGUAUCAUGGUAAAUGAUGGGAGCGGCGCGUGA
This is a messenger RNA of Nicotiana attenuata, 879 nucleotides long. RefSeq lists its product as uncharacterized. The record is from RefSeq and is a predicted model, not a curated record. Lineage: Eukaryota; Viridiplantae; Streptophyta; Magnoliopsida; Solanales; Solanaceae. The transcript is spliced from 2 exons. The coding region runs from base 1 to 879 and encodes 292 amino acids.